This is a messenger RNA of Sardina pilchardus (European sardine), 765 nucleotides long. RefSeq names its product GTPase IMAP family member 7-like. The record is from RefSeq and is a predicted model, not a curated record. The transcript has 3 exons. Lineage: Eukaryota; Metazoa; Chordata; Actinopteri; Clupeiformes; Clupeidae. Gene Ontology annotation, molecular function: GTP binding. The coding region runs from base 1 to 765 and encodes 254 amino acids.
AUGCUAAAGCCCAUAUGUCUUGAUCCUUUCUCUGAAGGAAGACAACGGCGAAGGAGCAAGACCCCACCAACUGACUUUCGUGAAUUGAGGAUUGUGAUGGUGGGCAAAACUGGAUCUGGAAAGAGUGCUUUAGCCAACACCAUCCUUGGGCAGGAAGCCUUCAAAGUGGAGCUGUCGCCACAGUCUGUGACUGAAACCUGCGCAGAAGAGUCUGCAAAAGUGUCCGGCGUAAGAGUGAAAGUGGUGGACACACCAGGACUAUUUGGCACGGACAUGGUGGCUGAUGCACUAAAGAGACAAAUAGAGAAAUGUGUGGAUAUGUCCUUCCCUGGACCUCACGCUUUCCUGCUGGUGAUCAGACUAGGAGUUAGGUUCACUGAUGAGGAGAAGAAUGCAGUGAUGUGGAUCAAGGAGAACUUUGGGGACAGAGCUUUGAAGUACACUAUUGUGCUGUUUACUUAUUGUGAUAUACUAAAGGGAAACCCUAUAGAUCCUUUGCUCAGUAACAGUACCAAUAUUCAGUCCCUACUUCAUUCGUGUGAGGGAAGGUACCACACUUUUAACAAUAAAGACAAGACAGAUCAGAGUCAGGUCGCUUCUCUUCUGGAGAAGAUACAGGCCAUGGUGAAGCAGAACAAUGGAGAAUUUUACACCAACAAGAUGUAUCAGGAUGCUCAAGAGACGCUUAGAGAACAGAUCAGAGAGGAGAGAGUGAAAAGGCAGUACCGCUCUCAUUGUUACUACAGUGACAAAGUCCAACAGUAA